Messenger RNA from Lodderomyces theae, 1512 nucleotides. It is a transcript of the gene MEP2, whose product is annotated as ammonium permease. Gene Ontology annotation, cellular component: plasma membrane. Gene Ontology annotation, biological process: ammonium transmembrane transport. The transcript has a single exon. NCBI's taxonomy places the organism in Eukaryota, Fungi, Ascomycota, Pichiomycetes, Serinales, Debaryomycetaceae. The record is from RefSeq and is a predicted model, not a curated record. Bases 1 to 1512 code for a protein of 503 amino acids. Gene Ontology annotation, molecular function: ammonium channel activity.
AUGUCUGACUCAUCAGGACUUACUGGAGAAGGAACUGGUGGAGAUGUUUUCAAAGUCGAUUUAAACACCCAAUUCGAUCGUGCCGAUAUGGCAUGGAUCGGUACCGCAUCAGUACUAGUAUGGAUCAUGAUACCCGGUGUUGGUUUACUAUAUUCAGGUUUAUCAAGAAAAAAACACGCUCUUUCAUUAAUGUGGGCUUCAUUAAUGGCUGCUUGUGUCACUGCCUUUCAGUGGUUCUUUUGGGGUUACUCGUUGGUUUUCGCACAUAAUGGGUCCAAGUUCUUGGGAACUUUACAAAAUUUCUGUUUGAGAAAUGUGUUGGGUGCUCCAGGUGUUGUUACUUCUGUGCCUGAUAUCUUAUUCUGCUUGUACCAAGGUAUGUUUGCUGCAGUCACUGCAAUUUUGAUGGUUGGUGCUGGUUGCGAAAGAGCACGAUUGGGACCCAUGAUGGUUUUCUUGUUUGUAUGGUUGACUGUCGUUUAUGCUCCCAUUGCUUACUGGACAUGGGGUGGCAAUGGAUGGUUAUUCAACUUGGGAGCUUUGGAUUUUGCUGGUGGUGGGCCAGUUCAUGAAAACUCUGGGUUUGCUGCUUUGGCCUAUUCACUUUGGUUGGGUAAAAGACACGAUCCAUUGACUCAAGGUAAAGUUCCUAAAUAUAAACCACAUUCUGUAUCUUCUAUUGUGUUGGGAACUGUGUUUCUUUGGUUUGGAUGGUUUGGUUUCAAUGGUGGUUCAACAGGUAAUGCCAAGAUGAGAUCUUGGUAUGCUUGUGUCAACACAAAUAUUGCUGCUGCAUGUGGUGGUUUGACUUGGAUGUUUGUUGACUACUUUAGAACUGGCGGUAAGUGGUCCACUGUUGGUUUAUGCACUGGUGCAAUUGCUGGAUUGGUUGGUAUCACCCCAGCUGCUGGUUACGUGCCAGUAUACACCUCAAUUAUAUUUGGAAUUGUACCUGGUAUCAUUUGUAACUUUGCCGUUGACUUGAAGCAAUACUUGCAAAUCGAUGACGGUAUGGACGUUUGGGCUUUACAUGGAGUAGGGGGAUUUGUUGGAAACUUUAUGACAGGCUUGUUUGCUGCUGAUUACGUUGCAAUGAUUGAUGGUACUGAAAUUGAUGGUGGCUGGAUGAAUCAUCACUGGAAGCAAUUGGGUUACCAAUUGGCAGGAUCGGUUUCAAUUGCUGCGUGGUCAUUUGUUGUUACUUCCAUCUUGCUAUUGGCUAUGGACAGAAUUCCAUUUUUGAGAAUCAGAUUACAUGAAGAUGAAGAGAUGUUGGGUACCGACUUGGCACAAAUUGGUGAGUAUGCUUACUACAAUGAUGAUGAGGAUCCAGAAAACAGUCCAUACGUUUUGGAACCAAUCAGAUCAACUGAUGCCAUGAGAGAGAGGUUGAAAGCUGCCACUUCAAACAAUGUAAAUGAUAAUGGUGUUCAAUCUCCUGUUCAGAUUGAUGGUGUGGCUCAAGUGCAGAAUGAUACCGAUAAUACUAAUAGUGUUGAAUCAAAAAAAUAA